This is a messenger RNA of Cyprinodon tularosa, 1104 nucleotides long. RefSeq names its product chromosome unknown C1orf198 homolog (gene cunh1orf198). The record is from RefSeq and is a predicted model, not a curated record. Bases 34 to 1101 code for a protein of 355 amino acids. NCBI's taxonomy places the organism in Eukaryota, Metazoa, Chordata, Actinopteri, Cyprinodontiformes, Cyprinodontidae. The transcript is spliced from 6 exons.
CUCACAAAACAAAACAGCUGAUAGUAGUCAAAGAUGGCCGCCGCUACUAUGGCGGGCCUCGACGCCCACAGGAUGGAGAAGAAGAAAUUCGAGUACUUUUCCUCCAUAAACUCCAUGGCAAACAAGAUAAUGCAGGAGCGGGAGAAAAUAAAAGCCGAGUACGGCCCUUCCUGGGAGAAAAUGACCCCUCAGGAGCAAGACACCGCCGUAGAUAACAGCAUGAUGGACCCUCAUAUCAGAGCCAGAUACGCUAUGCAUAAAGUGGACCGAGAGGAGGUGGUCUGUUACCCUAAACUGCUUCUCCAGACCGGUCAGAAGAUUGUCCACUUUGGUGAAGAGGAUAUCACUUGGCAGGAUGAGCACUCUGCCCCUUUCUCGUGGGAGACAAAGAGUCAGAUGGAGUUCAGUUUGAUGUCAGGUUCAGCAGAUCAGGUGACCUCUUCCUCACAGGCUGACUCCAAAAAUGCAAAAGUUUCUCAUUCAAAUCAGCUUGGAAAGAGUACAGCAGGAGCUAAGGUAUCUGCCAGUGAGGGGCGAAGGCCAGAGGAAGAGUCGUCCUUCUGGAAGAUCAGUGCUGAAAGGUCGAGGCUGGAAGGGGAAAAAGCUGACUUCCAGUCCCUGACCCCGAGUCAGAUCAAAUCGCUGGAAAAGGGAGAGAAACCCCUCCCUUCCUACCUCCGACAGGAGAGCUCCACCAUCUCAAAGGAGCCUGAAAUCGCUGAGUUCCACCCUCCAGCUCCUGCCAAGUCCAUCAAACAUCGGGCGCCCAAGCCUCCUGCCCCACAGCCCCCCGGCCCAGUGGCUGUCAGUGCAACACCUGCAUCCAUCUCCAUCGCACCCACACCGGCACCGCCCAUCAGUGACUCCUCUACAGUUGCAGUUUGGGAGAGAUCUCAGAGCACCCUGCCGUCUGUCAGCAACACCCCGGAUGAAAUCUUUUCCUCCAAUCCCAUAUCCAAGCCUUCUAAGUCCUCCACAGCUGCAGAGAAGGAGAAAGUGGAGGAAAGUUCUCCUCCUUUGGACAUGAGCCCCACCUUUGCCCAGUUUAACACAAGCAACAGCAUCCUGAAGACUGGAUUUGACUUCUUGGACAACUGGUAAAAA